CAAAUCGCCCGGAAAAGGAAAACAGAAUGUUCAACUAACGAAGGAAAGCACCGGUUGCCGUCAUUUCUCUUCACCAAAUGAAGGAAAUCGUAACUGCCUGCCUUCCAAGAAACUGGAGCCGGUAAGGCCACGACGUUUAAAAACAAACACAAGGGUAGUUGAAAACAAAUAUGCCGGCCCCUUUCGGUUUUGCAUAUAUUCUAUGAAUUCUGCUGGCAUCCACCAUACAAGACUUGAUCAACACAACGUAACGUUAAAAGGACAUUUGUCUUAGUCUUGAUUCUCUAUCCAUACCCUUCUCUCUAUCUUGAUUCUCUAUCCAUACCCUUCUCUCUAUCUGAUUUACAAGGUUGAAGCGAUGGAGAAUAUCCCUUCCACUAGGGGAUUAUUUGGUCUUUAUGCAGGGUGUUGUACCCAUAAAAUUAUUACUAGGUGACAAAUAACUAAAUUUCUUGAGAAGAGCCAUAAUUUUAAGCUCUCGUAUAACUUGCAACAUCAACCAUUCUUGGCACAAUAACUAUCAUUUUUACAGGUUACUUCUUUGUUUCAGUCUUUGGAUUAUGCUAAGUUCUUUCAAAACCUGUUGGAUCUCUUUGUAUAAGAGAGCUGAACUUUUUCUUCAUGUCAACAAAUGCAAGAGAAGAAAACACCGUAGAUUGUCAUCAGGUUUUGAUUUGAUAACAUCGUCUUUUGGGGCCAUGGAACUGUCUGGUCAGUUUAGACAAGUCUUCAAAGUCAUCGACGCAAAUGGGGAUGGAAAGAUAUCUUCUUUAGAGCUCAGUGAAGUGCUUUUGUGCCUUGGACAUGAAAAAUCUACAGCCUCCAAAGCAGCUGAAGGAAUGAUUAGAGAAAUGGAUUCUAAUGGAGAUGGUUUCAUCGACUUGGAUGAGUUUAUGCAUGCAGUUAAUACCGAUGGAGCAAUUUGUAGCAGCAAUAACGAGGAAGAUUAUCUUAUGGAUGCUUUUCUCAUCUUUGAUAAUGAUAAAAACGGGUUAAUCUCUGCCAAAGAGUUGCGUAAGGUUCUGAUUAGCCUUGGAUUCAGCAAGUGUAGUCUUCAAGAGUGCAAGCGCAUGAUCAGAGGUGUUGAUAAGGAUGGAGAUGGAUUUGUAGACUUCAUAGAAUUUCGAUCAAUGAUGACCUCAGGUACAAGUUGAACGUGAGAAAAGUCAAAAAGAAAAACUUUACUUUGAAUAUUCUCCAGGUGCUAAUAAUUCGUUUUAUAUUCUGUCUAGAACCUUAUCAUUUGAAGUUUGGUCUUAAAUGUAAUGAGUUGAAAGUAGCGUCCUGUAAUUUAACAUUAGGUCUUAAUAGAAAUGUCUUGAAUAACAUAGCCAUAUUAUCGAAGUAGAUUGUAAGCCAGAUUAUAAAAGCUGAUUGUGUUAGAUAUUCUCACAAUGGGCAGAAUUUACUGAGGUAGAUCCAUAAGUUCCAAGUUUAUAACAAGUUUUUGGAUUUUUCCUUUUGCCGGAAUCAGAGGUGCUCCUGUUUGCCUAUCUUUCUUUGCCACUCCACAUCCACAUCUACACCCAUUCUGUUCACAGGGAACUUAAGGCAAGUAUUUGGGGUGUGGGUCCUCCAUCAUUUGUCUAGUAGUACAUGCUGGGCCGCUUAGGAAGUCUUGCCAUUGUUUUAAUUAUCACAGCUACAGUGUAGGAUAUUACAGCCACGAGACGGCAACUUUGUGACAACCCAAGAAUUCUUGACACUAGCAUUAGCAAAAAAACAAAAAACUAAGUUUGAAAUGUUCACGUUUUCUUUUUCAUUGUCAACAUAUGAUUAAUUUUCAGUUGCCGCCUUCGCUUUCCUGGCUAAGCUCAUGAACAGUUAGAAGUUGGAAAAUUUAUUAAUCAAUCCAUGCAAUUCAAAAUGCCAACUGGAUAUUUUUACAUGAACGUUGGUUGUCGGAUAAACCUCUGACUGAUCCAUUUAUUUUCUAUUUAUUAUCCUAUGCUGUUGGCCUGAUUGGAAACACUAAAACACAGCAUCGCAGAGAUAUCCUUUUGCUAGGUCUUUAGCAGGGGGCCAUUAGCCCAAAAGGUCCUUAACAGACCAAUUGGUCCUAGGGCCAGACCCAUUAGCCAAAAAAAGCCUAUAACAAGGCGAUUGAGCUUGUAAUGGUGAGACGAGCGGGAUCGGAUAGAAGUUCUUUUGCUACACUGAUCAGUACUGACAUUAGGCGGCUUAAACUUUUUAUUAUGGCCUGGCCCUUAUUAACCAAUCAUUUUUGUGUCCAAGCUGCUGAUAUUUUCAUGAGUUGUCGAAAGACAUGCACCAAACUGUACCUUUUCCAGUGUUUUUAGCAAUGGCCAGCCAUGUUGAACGCAAUCAUGCUGUUUUCUUUGCUCUUGUAAAAAUAUUCAGUUGUUUUUAAACUUCCACUAUUAAUUCUCAUCCUUUUCAAACAGCAUGAAAAGAAAUCCUCUCUCUAUAGUUUUAUAACCUUUUAGAAUGCAAAACACAACUGAAAAGUAACUUCUCAAAGUUAUCAUUAUUUUGUCCUUUGGAGGCAAUUUCUUUGCUCGAGUCCCACACAUGAAUGCAUUUUAACCUCCUUUUCUUAAUAUUAAACUACAUUUUUCCAAGCUCCCAUCUAUCGAAACUAUUCCAAAUUCCAAUCGAAACCACAAAUAUUUUUGCUGAAGGUUCUUAACAACAAUUGACACUCCCAUAUAUGUUGGAACCAAAUUAUAUAAGGAUCUUUUUUUUCCCCUCAAAUAUA
Molecule: messenger RNA, 2719 nt
Organism: Durio zibethinus
Lineage: Eukaryota; Viridiplantae; Streptophyta; Magnoliopsida; Malvales; Malvaceae
Product: calmodulin-like protein 3
Molecular function (GO): calcium ion binding
Source: RefSeq, a predicted model, not a curated record